AUGGUAGAGCUGUCGGAAUUGAACCUGACCACACCCACACCAGCCAAUGAAGGAGAGGAGGGGUCCGAUCAUAGGGAGCCACGAAGGUUCUUGAAAGUUAUGAACAAGGACGUGAAGCGCUCGAUGGAGAACCUCAUGAAGCAUGUUUCCCAAGGGUGCUUGUCAGAUCCGCCAGCUGAAAAGGUGAAGAUGCGUCGUGUCAAUCCAAAGACUGGCCGGGCUUUUACGGCCAGAUCGACUGGCACCAAUGAGGUAGACAAUCGGGUCUUAAAUGACAUUCUCAGUUCAGCAACAGUGGGUAUCGCUCGUGCAGAAAGAGUGUUGGCUGACCACUACGAGAAGUCCAAUGCUAAGAAGCGCGUAAAACCUCUUGGGGAGGAAGAGGUGGUGACUACCAGAACUGAUAAACUCUUGCUUUUGAAUUGCUUUGCCAAAUCGUGUGGAUAUGACAGAAAGGAUUUGCCGGCGCAAGGAGUGACCGCUCCACCAAAGCUACCAUUCAAAGAGUACAUGGGUUUUCAGUUUGACUUGCCAGAAGCCUUCCGUCCAGUGGAAGCAUCUGCCAAAGAUGCAGACGAUGACAAUGGUGAAGAAGGUCUUGCUGAUCUCGCUGAACUGAUUCUAGCGACAGAUGGCAAUACCCUUCCAACAAUUCGAGUCUACGAGACAACACUGGAAGCGUACAAAAGAUUGACAAGAGACCAGCCGUGGGUCCCAUUCAAGGGAUACGACAAGACUGAUCACGACGAUGUUGACAAGGCCGAAGAAGAUCUUUUCCAGAAGCUUCGAACAGAGUACAGCCGUGGGGCUCAACCCUUCUCAGCUCGUGGAUAUGGAAGAAUGUCUGAAAAAUGGGAUAUUGAGGUGGCGAAACGAGUGAUGCAGCAAAUGGAAGAACCUGACAGUGGCACAGUGGUUAUUCUUAUUCGCCGCAAGACCUUUCAAAUGCUGCAAGCUCACUACGACGACUUCUGUGCUCACAUUCGCCGCACUCAACUUGCAGGUAUCCUUCGAGACCCAGCGCAAGAAGAGUUGAACACUACAUUGCGCAACAAUCGUCGAAACAUGGCUCCCCAACAGGCAGCAACCAACGUCCAGCCCAUCCGCUACAACCAGAUGCACGGUGGUGCCACUCCCUUUGGAGCACCCACUGUGUUGAAUACACAAGUAGCCGCUCGCGCCAUGACUUUUGCGCCACGUGAAAACAUGCAGAUGGCUCCAUUCGCUCUCCGUGAUGUGUAUCCCAACCAAGUUCCCCGUCCAGCAGCAACCAAUCCAAUGGGGCCCAACUACAAGCGCAACAAGUACUGUGUUGUCUGUGGCUACUCCAAGCGGGAAAAUCUUCAGCUUUUGAAGCAGUUCGGCUAUGAAUGCAAGGGCAAUUGUGGACACGAGGAGUGCUCCAAAUGUGGCAUGCGAGUUGAACUGCACGAUGCGGCCAAUGCUGUUGGGCCAUAUUGCAAGAACGCUGCCUCCGAAUCCAGCUACUACAACGACUGGUACAAGGAAGCCCCCAAAGUCAACAAUCAAAUUUAA
This is a messenger RNA of Seminavis robusta, 1536 nucleotides long. The record is from the annotation of a GenBank genome assembly. Lineage: Eukaryota; Bacillariophyta; Bacillariophyceae; Naviculales; Naviculaceae.